AUGGAGCCACACAACCAUUCAAGCCUGGCUGAAUUUGUGCUCCUAGGAUUCCCCAAGGUGGGGCAUGUCAGGGGCUGGCUCUUUGCCCUGCUGCUGUUGGCAUACGUGUUCACGAUGUGUGGCACCCUGCUGAUCUUUUUAGUCAUACGACUGGAUGCAGCCCUGCACACACCCACGUACCAGUUUGUCAGUGUUGUCUCCUUCCUGGAGCUGUGCUAUACAGCCCCCACCAUCCCCAAGAUGCUAGCUAAUCUUCUCAGUGAGGAGAAGACUAUAUCUUUUGCAGGGUGCCUCCUUCAGACUUAUUUCUUCCACUCCCUAGGGGCCUCUGAAUGCUACCUUCUCACAGCCAUGGCUUAUGACCGAUACCUGGCCAUCUGCCGGCCCCUCCACUACCCUGCAAUCAUGACCCCAACUCUCUGUGGCAGGAUGGCUGCCGGUUGUUGGGCUUGUGGUUUUCUGUGUCCCAUUUCCGAAGUCAUCCUGGUCUCCCAGCUUCCCUUCUGUGGCUGUAAUGAAAUCCAACACAUUUUCUGUGACUUCCCACCUCUGCUGAGCCUGGCCUGCACGGACACAUCCACCAAUGUCCUGGUGGACUUUUCCGUCAAUGCCUUCAUCAUCCUCAUCACCUUUCUCUUUAUUAUGGUUUCCUAUGGGAGAAUCAUUGGGGCUGUACUGAGGAUAAAAACAGCAGGAGGAAGAAAGAAAGCCUUCUCUACAUGCGCCUCCCAUCUCACCGUGGUCCUCCUCGUCUUCGGGAGCAUCAUCUUCAUGUACGUGCGCCUGGAGAAGAGCUAUUCACUGAGCCUUGACCGGACACUUGCUGUAAUCCACUCCGACUGA
This is a messenger RNA of Manis javanica (Malayan pangolin), 843 nucleotides long. Its product is annotated as olfactory receptor 6N2. NCBI's taxonomy places the organism in Eukaryota, Metazoa, Chordata, Mammalia, Pholidota, Manidae. Gene Ontology annotation, biological process: G protein-coupled receptor signaling pathway. Gene Ontology annotation, molecular function: olfactory receptor activity; G protein-coupled receptor activity. Gene Ontology annotation, cellular component: membrane. The record is from RefSeq and is a predicted model, not a curated record.